This is a messenger RNA of Aedes aegypti (yellow fever mosquito), 1327 nucleotides long. Its product is annotated as glycerol-3-phosphate phosphatase-like. Gene Ontology annotation, molecular function: phosphatase activity. Gene Ontology annotation, cellular component: cytoplasm. The transcript has 5 exons. Bases 252 to 1205 code for a protein of 317 amino acids. Lineage: Eukaryota; Metazoa; Arthropoda; Insecta; Diptera; Culicidae. The record is from RefSeq and is a predicted model, not a curated record.
UGUUUACAUGGAUUCUUAUUUUAUCAGCGGUUUCAAAAGGUGAUGAAGAUGUAGAUAAUUUACGUCAGGUAAGUACAAACCUCGUAAUCAGUGUAAAAACGGUGACAUUAUCUGUCAGUUUCAAUGUCAUUUUCACAAUCCGCUGCUAUAGCAUAGGUGGAAUAUCGCAAGCUACAUUUUUGUUUCGGACGGAGAGUUUCCCAUUGAUUUUUGGGGAAAAUAUCCUGACUGAAGCAUCCGCCGCUGGAUCUAUGCAGCAUUGUGCUCGUACCACCUACCGGCUAUUGUCAACCAUGUACAAGAACUCUGGAACCAAUCUGGCCUCACUCAGUACAACUGAGAUCAAAGAAUGGAUCAACUCCUUCGAUACGAUUUUGACCGAUUGUGAUGGCGUUAUCUGGGUUGACAACGACACGCUUCCGCAUGCCACUGAUGUUAUCAAUAAGCUCAUCGAGAAUGGGAAGCAGUUAUUUUUCGUAACUAACAAUUCGACUAAGACUCGUCCCGAAUUUGUGGCCAAAUCGGUGAAACUGGGUUUCAAUGUUGGCGUUGACAAUAUUAUCUCUACCGCCUAUCUAGCUGCCCAAUAUUUGAAAAACAUAGGAUUCAGUAAAAAAGUGUACGUGGUCGGUUCCACCGGUAUCACCCGAGAACUCGAUGCCGUCGGUAUCCAGCACACCGGCAUAGGUCCGGAUGUCCUCGGAGGCAGCCUUGCCGAUGCCGUGCAUAACUUCACUCCGGAUCCGGAAGUGGGAGCCGUCAUCGUCGGAUUCGAUGAGCAUUUCAAUUUCAUCAAGAUGAUGAAAGCGGCCUCCUAUCUGGACAAGCCGGACGUGAUCUUUAUCGGAACUAACACGGACGAACGGUUUCCGAUGCCGGAUUGUGUAAUUCCCGGAACGGGAAGUAUAGUGAACGCGGUGACGACCUGUGCCGAGCGGAAGCCAACGGUCAUGGGCAAACCGAACAAACACAUUUGUGAUAUUCUGCAGAAGGAGUACAAGGUGGACCCGAGUCGGACGCUCAUGAUCGGCGACCGACUCAAUACGGACAUCCUGUUGGGGAAAAACUGCGGCUUCCAGACACUACUGGUUGAGACGGGAAUCCACAAGGCGGCAGAUUUCUCGCAGACGGAAGAUGCCGAAAUAAAGCAGUGUGUACCGGAUGUGUAUACCAGUAAACUAGGAGAUCUACUACCGUAUCUGUGAAUGGGUUGAAUGAUAAAAUCAUACAACGUUAAAUUGAUUUAGAAGCAAGUGAUUGUGAGUUAUUUAAACGAUUGUUGCUGAUAGGCAAAUGGUAAUAAAACAGUUACAUAUGUUGGAAUUUG